Messenger RNA from Musca vetustissima, 947 nucleotides. Its product is annotated as low density lipoprotein receptor adapter protein 1-A-like. The coding region runs from base 27 to 947 and encodes 306 amino acids. The record is from RefSeq and is a predicted model, not a curated record. The transcript is spliced from 2 exons. NCBI's taxonomy places the organism in Eukaryota, Metazoa, Arthropoda, Insecta, Diptera, Muscidae.
UCAUAGCACCUGCCUGCAGCUUGACCAUGGCAUUUUUCCGCAAAUGGAAAACCCACUACAAACACAAAAAAUUCACAUCAGACGAUGUCAUAGACGGUGAAGAUUGGGGUCUAGGCGGUGCUGAUAAGAACAUCAAAGAAUCCGCUGGUGGCAAAAAAGCUGAUUCCGAUGAUAUGAAAUUCAAUUUUGAGGGAUCCCUUGAAGCUGAUGGCGAAGAAGAUAAUAAGCCGAUUUUCCAGACCUAUGAACUUAAAUAUCUCGGUUGUACACCCAUCGAGAAUAAACGUUCCGAGAAGAUAACAUCGGAGGCUAUAAAAACUGUGAUUGCUAAUGCCAAAGCGGGUGGUCGUAAGAUCAAGACCCAAAAACGUGUUAAAGUCAUUAUCACCGAAGAGGGUAUUGAGGUGAUGGAUCAUGUCAGUGAUGAAUCGUUGAUGCGUUUUUCGAUUUAUAAAAUUUCCUAUUGUUCUGUGGAUGCUGCCCACGAUCAUGCCUUUUCGUUUGUGGGCUCUGAACCUGAUCCGCUGUCGGACAAAGAGAAAAUGUCUUGUCAUGUAUUUUUGUGUCCGAAACGUAAGAUAGCCCAUGAAAUAACAUUGCUGGUGGCCCGCUGCUUUGAGAAUGCCUAUCAAAAUUGGCGUGAUACGGUGGUGCAUCAGGUGAAGAAUCCCAUUAAUGGUGGUAUGACCGUUACCACUACCACAAUUGGCAAUAGUAAUAACAACAACAACAAGAAUGAAAGUAAUAACAUUCUAAAGGAACAAAAUGGCAAUGCUGUCUUCCAAUCUAAAGCCGAUGUCCAUAUCACUUCACAUUUGGAUGAGAAGAAGAGUGAUAACCCAUUAAUAGAUUUGGCUGCCACCGAUAGUGAUGUACGAAAAUAUUUACAAAACACAUGGGUAUCGUUCGACGAUGAACCGGAAGGUUUUCAUUUGGUGGCAUGUUAA